Messenger RNA from Melopsittacus undulatus (budgerigar), 5428 nucleotides. Its product is annotated as rab effector MyRIP. The transcript has 17 exons. Gene Ontology annotation, cellular component: cortical actin cytoskeleton. The record is from RefSeq and is a predicted model, not a curated record. Gene Ontology annotation, biological process: intracellular protein transport. The coding region runs from base 103 to 2724 and encodes 873 amino acids. Lineage: Eukaryota; Metazoa; Chordata; Aves; Psittaciformes; Psittaculidae. Gene Ontology annotation, molecular function: small GTPase binding; myosin binding; actin binding.
CGGGGCGCUGGGAAGUUACUGCCCGCCUGCCAUUUUGGUGCAGCCCUCGUCUCUGGCUGAGGAUAGUCCUCAUCGCUGUUCCUGUCCAGGACAGAGUAUACAAUGGGGAGAAAGCUGGAUCUUUCAGGCUUGACUGAUGAAGAAGCAGAGCAUGUGCUCCAGGUGGUUCAGCGAGAUUUCAGCCUUCGGAAGAAAGAAGAAGAAAGGCUAAGUGAAAUGAAGCAGAAGUUGGAUGAAGAGGGUAACAAGUGCAGCAUCCUUUCCAAGCAGCAGAAGUUCAAUGAGCACUGCUGUAUUCGCUGCUGUACUCCUUUCACAUUCCUUAUCAACAGCAAGAGACAGUGCCAGGACUGCAAGUACAACAUCUGCAAGAGCUGCAGUACUUACCAGAAGAAGGAGAAGGCUUGGAUUUGCAGUGUCUGCCAGCAAGCAAGGCUCCUAAGGACCCAGUCUCUGGAUUGGUACUACAAUAAUGUCAAAAGCCGCUUCAAGUGUUUUGGAAGUGCCAAAGUCCUGAAGAACUUAUACAAGAAGCACAGACUGGAGAGUGGAGGUUGUCCUGAUGUAAUAGAAGGAGGGUUCCUUGAAGGCAGCUUUGAAAAUGAAGGAAGCAUUUGUGGCAGCGACUCUACGUUCUACCGACAGACAGAAGGACACAGCAUGAUGGAUACCCUUGCUGUGGCCUUACGUGUUGCAGAGGAAGCAGUGGAAGAAGCUAUUUCGAAGGCAGAGACCUACAGCGACAGCCUGGACAAGCAGAAUGAGGCUUGUUACUUGCAGGAACACAAGGAGGACCUCAUAGAAGAGCUGGCCACAACCAUCGUGCAGAAGAUUAUAAAGAAGCAGAAAAGCAAAGCUGAGCAGGCUGAAGCUGACUUUGAAUGGCCACCAUCCAGGAGCAGUGGCCUGGCAUCAGUUGCUGUCUCAGAUCAGAGCAUGCUGACUUUCCCAGGGAGCCGCAGGGGGUCCUACACGUUAUGGAGGUCUCAGUCUGCGUUCUCCCUUGCUAGUGAAGAUAUAUCCAGUAAAGGACUCGACCCUGCAUCAUCUGUGACCGAGGCUCUUUGGAGGCAGCAAAAAGGCCACUUGAGGAAGCAGAAGGAACACAAGCUCUCUGCGUUACCCAGCUGGAAGAGCGUGGACAGGCUAAAUGAAACAAAUCUACCUUCUGUGUUUCAAAGCACUGAUGGGAACUGGGUGGCUUUGCAGAACGUCACUUUGCCUCGUCCUCGGAUGCUCGCCAAACCAAAAAGUCAGGUGUUUGAGGCUUUGGAGAAUGAAUCCAGCAUUGUGUCUGCCUAUGACGAGAUGGGCUCAGACAGUGAGGAUGACUACGACUGGAAUGUGGCCUUGAACAAGCUGCGUCGGAGACCUCGGCAGUUACCAGGCGAUUUCUAUUGUACCAGUUCCCAGUAUGGCACUGGCUGGGUUUAUGGCAGUGAUCAGUACCAGGCAGUGACCUCCCCUUCCUCUGGGUUAUACACCAAUACUGAGACACUGUUCUCUGAUUCGGAAACAUCUUCACUCAACUCUUCCCAGGAAGCCAAAGGAACUGGCAGACUUCUUUGGUUACAAAGCAGAACUCAAAGUGAUGUGCCCAGAAUGGAACGAAAGCAUUUCCAUGGGGAGCUGGAUGUGAAUUUCAACCCACAGGCAAUGAGCCUGGAGUACUCAGACAGCAGCGAGACUGAAGAGGUCCAGUAUGACUUAGAAAAGAGAGUGAGAAGGUGGAGAAAGAACAAAGCAAUCUCUGAAGAGUUCUGUGAAGAGAAAGACUGCACAAAAGGCGACAAGAUGAAUUCAAGUCAGGACUUGGAUGAUUUAUCUGAAGCAGAUAGAAGCAGUGAAGAUCAGCAUCAUAGCAAGCCUGACCUUGCGGAGGAGGAACUUAAAUCCAGGUUAUUUCAGCUUGCUGCUAAAAUGAGUGACAAGGAAACAUCUUCUGGUGAAGAACAGGAGUCGGAGCCUAGAACAGACCCUGAAAACCAGAAGGAGAGUUCAUCCUCAGAGGAAAACGGUGGCAGAAGCAUUCAGGAAGAGUUACAGAAGAAGUACUCUGCUGUCUCUCUCUGCAACAUAUCCACAGAAGUCCUGAAAGUCAUCAAUGCCACGGAGGAGCUGAUAGCAGAAUCCAGUGGUCCCUGUGAUUUCCCAGCUGACAUUCAGGACAGGGGGAAAGGGACCUUCCCAUUGGGGACAGACCCUAUCAGGCUCGAUGAGCAGCUCACCACACUGGAAGAGAACGUGUACCUGACAGCCAGCACGGUGUAUGGGCUGGAGGGGCAGCUGACCAGCCUGGAGGAUGCUGCACGCAAGAUCAACAGUGUCACUGCAGAGUCUGAGCUAGCCCAUCUGGAAGACCAAGUGGCCACAGCAGCCGCACAGGUUCAUCACGCAGAGCUUCAGAUUUCAGAUAUUGAGAGCAGAAUAUCAGCUCUCACAGUUGCAGGCUUGAACGUGGCUCCAUGUGUUCGCCUGACAAGGAAACGGGAUCAAAAGCAAACAAACCAGAUGCACACAAUAGACACAUCAAGACAGCAGAGGAGAAAACUUCCAGCUCCACCAGUAAAAGGUGAGAAAAUAGAUGGGUCUCCAGUUACCACUGUCAGGACGUUCAACAGAAACUUCAUGCUUCAAGGGUCUCUAACACAAAGAACUAAAGAGAGGAAAAGCACUGCCAAGGACUUAAUGGAACCUGCAAUAGGAUCUGCUGUGAUGUACUAAACUUACUCCUACUGCCAGUAACACACUGCCUAAGGCUGUACACUAGAGUGCCUUUACUUAACAGCCAUUGCAUACGUCCAGCUGAAAAUGGACCCUCAAGAACCUACAAAGCCUCAGUUACAGGGCUUUGUUUGGAUACCUCACUGAGAAAGCUGUCCAAGUCUUCAGCAUUGUGGUCUGCUAAAGGAAACUCUGCCUUAAAGUUCUCACUAAACUCCAGACAGGAUGCUGAGUUUCAAGAGCAAGGCUCCACGUUUUAAGAUGCACUUUUUCUCCUUAUUGAUUGUAUGGAAGUAUGUCAUCUUUACACCGCAGUAUGUUUUUGUACACACAGUCAGUCAUAAUGAUAGGCCAGUUAAUCUGCCACACCAGACCUGUGAUCCAUGUGUGCUGGUUACUAACAUCCAUGUUGUCAAGCAAUAAGAACAACUCUGUGCAGUGUAUGCUGGGUGGUGGGAGUGGAGAACUGGUGUCCCUCACUCUGGGAGUCAAUGGGAGGUUCUGACAGGGUUCAUAGGAGGAGGUGGGAUGUGCCAAGGCUUCUCUGCUCACUGAAGGUAUGUUGGGCAGUCACUGUUGUAGCUCCAGAGCGAGGUAUUUUGCUCGUGGCAGCAGAGGGAACAUGGAUGUCUGGUAGCAGCACAUGUGGACCAGAUGUCUGUUAUGAUCCUGGUGUCUGGAAGCAUCUGAGCACUGUUGUGAAACCAACACCUCUGUAUGUCUCAUUCUUCUUGGUAGCGUUGUCUGCUUUGGUGGUGACCAACCACGUUGUAGCUCAGAAUAAAUUCUGACCAAAUCUUUUAAGGUCAAAAAAGGAAUUGUGGAUGGGAUCUCUGCUGGUGGUUGCAGGGUGGCUGCAGUCUGUGAGAGACUCCCUUCUGCUAUUUCCUGGCUUUUCUGAGGAGGGGGCAAAUGUAGCCCAGAGGUCUCUUCCUUUAGUAAUCCAAUGUAGAGUAGCUGGGACCUGCUGCCAUGUGCACCCCACUACCAUUGGACCACUCUGAAUUGGAUUGUGAAUGGUAGAGUUUCAUCUUUCAUUGCUUGAGACCUUCAAAAGGUAAGCCCUCAAAGGUGGAAGGCCCUUGGGCAGAUGCCUAGGAGGGAAGAUGCUGCUUACAGGGUGUUACAGAUGUUAACCCUCUCUCCCUUUCAGGGAGGACCUUGCCAACCUGUGGUACUUCUUGCUCUGAAGAAUACAAAGGAAGUAGUUAGAGGAGGUGAUAAGCCAGUGAAUCUGUUACCUUCCAUGCAAAGUACAGAGCAGGUCCCCAGAUGCAGAGUGGGUUGUUGUGAAACAUGCCAUGAAGGAGGGCACAGGCUGGCAAGUUCCCCCUCGCAUCAAGGAGCAGUGGGUACCAGGGCAGGAGGAGAGCUGCUCUUUUCCCUGGGCCCCCAGCAAAUACCCAGUAGUAGAGUGCCACAUGUUACGUGCUACAUGGCAGGAAUGCCAUCCCCUGGAACAGCAAGCCAUGAAGUGGCUCCAGUUGGGCAAAUAGGAGGAAAACUGGGCAAAUUUCAUGGCUGGAUGGGUUUUAAUGGGGCAGGUGGAAAGGUGAGGAAUGGCUGGAUGGAGCAGUUGGAACAACAGUGCCAAAUCUGCCACCCUCAGUUGACAUCUAGCACUUGUCGGUACCCUGAUGUCCAGCUGCAUGUAAGGAACCAUUGGAAUAAACACAACCAUCUUCCCACCUGGAGUAUGUAAGCAUCACUCCAUCCCUUCAAGGAAUUCCCAUCUGCCCAAGAUCUGCCCAAAUGUGUUGGUUCUGGGUGAAAUUCUGCCUUCUUCUGCUCUCACACAACCCUAGUUCUCUGAAAUUGCUUUUGCACAGGUGUGAGGGCAGAAUUGGGCCCACUCUGUUUAAUAUAUAAAUAUAUAUAUAUAAAACAAAUAUAUUUUAUUUAUAUAUGCAAUCCAGUAAAGGAGAUUGAACAGAGUAGGAAGCCUAGGGAUUUGUUAUCCAGUCUCCUCCUCCUUCCUUGACUGUUCCCUUGUAUGUAUACAGCACAUUCCCAGGUUCCGGUUUACGCAGGUAUGCGUGUUAUGAAACAUCAUUAAUGGUGGUUGGUCUACAUAUCCAUCUACUAACUAAUAACUAAUCUUGUGUAUGUAAUAUCAAUACAGAAAUGACUACUUUUAAUAGAAUUAACUCUUUGGCUUUUGUUCUGUUAGUGCGAUUUAAACAAGCCAACGCCGUUCGGAAUAGGUUGUUUUUUCCUUAAGAGGCAUGAAAAGCAUCUAUUAUCGUGUUACGAUGUUAAACUAUUCAGUCUUUGACAGAAAAACGUGUACUGUGUAGGCAUUGCAGCAACAAAAUAGAAAAACAUAAAAAAAACCCACCUGCUCCAAGGCAUUUGACUUCUUCCAGGUGUUGAUUGUGCCAAAUACGUGCAAAGAUAUAACCCACUGGUUUAACCAAGUCCUCAAAGCGUCUGCUAGAGCACACAAAGACUUAUUUUGUCAUCGAGUGAUUUCAAUCUUCAGUGUUAAGAUUUCUAUUUAGAUUGAUUUUUAUAAAUGAAAACUAUUUUACUGGGCAAAAUGAGGACUAGAUGAUCUAUUGGGUGCAGUCUGAGUGAAUGUUAAGCUUGCCUUCUUGUUGUUGUUAUCUGCAUACUCACCAAGAGCUGUCGUCCAGAGGAAUUAUAAGAGUAAAAGUGGUUUAUGAACAGAAUGCCUUUGAUUCAUAAAGAAAACCAAAAGUUG